AUGCCGUCUGGCACCAAGUGGGCUGUCACCGCAAAUCAUCAGGAUCUCACACUUCUACCUCAACACCUCUACCUCAUCCGCAUCUACCUCGAUUGGACCUAUUUUUUUUAA
Caenorhabditis elegans is the source of this 111-nucleotide messenger RNA. RefSeq lists its product as uncharacterized. The transcript has a single exon. Bases 1 to 111 code for a protein of 36 amino acids. The record is from RefSeq and is marked reviewed. Lineage: Eukaryota; Metazoa; Nematoda; Chromadorea; Rhabditida; Rhabditidae.